GUUUAAAGUUAGGACACCCGUUGAUUAGGUCUAGCAGGAUUCGUCGAUCACUUUAAACAAUCACAUUAACACAAUGGCAAAUUGGAGUCAACUUUUGAUGUUAAUGUAUAUUAACGGAUGUUAUUUGUCAUCAGUUGAAGGUGCACAGCUGAUAGUGAAUCAAGGAGCUGAUACCAUGACAUUGACGUGUCGUCCUGGGAACAUUGUUAACCAUAUUUAUAGAUAUAAUGUUAUAUCAGUAAACAGAGAUGUAAGUAACAGCAGGAUUCCUGUUGAACCUGAAAUAGUUGCAGUGGCUGAAAACGGUAAACAAGCCAGUCUAUCUGACACAUCGUUAGCACAGAGAGCCACAGUGACUGGGAAGGCAGAUGACGAUGAUAAACAAGGAUCUUUCGUACAGGUUGUCUUGAGACAGAUAUCAUGCCGUGACUCGGGUCAGUACUUCUGCAGAAUCAACUAUAUGAAGCCAGGAUUCAUGCCUGGCCUCUCAGUAGACAGCAGGACCAUGACAGUAAGGACUGAUCCAGGUCCAGUCUCUAUGUUUGUUACACCACGGAAGGCGGUCAGUCCAUACUACAUGUAUGAAACUGUGGAAUUCCGGUGUACUGGUGAUGUUGGGAAUCCACCACAAACCAGACCGUGGUCGUGGCAGUGGAAGUUCGCUGACAGUAUGAUGAUGGGGUGGACAUCUUACCCCUAUAAUAACAGGAUCACGGAUAAUCCAGUCACUCCUGGAAACUGUGCGAAUCAGGGACGAUCCACUCUAAGACACAUUGUGUCUGUGGAUGACAAUGGCCGGAUGUUCCGGUGUCUUGUUAACAACAAUGAACUGUACUCUGCCAACUUUACCAUCUACACUGAACGUAAGUGUAAGACAGAAUUAAUAGUAGAGCGGCUAGGGCCACUUGUUUUUCGGUUUCAUGACACCAAAAGUCAUACGACUAUAUUAUAGCUCAUUUGAAAGUUUAUUAUGUCUAGGUUAUCAUAGGCCUUGAAGUGGUGGCGAAAUAUGGUCACGUUUUGGGGAAAAUAACGUCAUGUCACCCCAGUUCAUGUUUGUUUGAAAAACCCACAUUUCCAAAUAAAUAACUAUGUCUCUCAAUUUCUUCCUUUUUAUGAUUAGGACAGAUUUUAAAAUGAUGGUAAAUAAACUUUUAAUUCACAUAAUCGUAAAAUUAUACAUUUGCUACAUUUUUGUUUUUAAAUUAGUAUAUUCGUAAAGGAAUUGAUUUUUGUUUACAUAAACGUUUUGACCUUUCCUCAUUUGUUUUCUGACAACUGGUCCCAAACGUUAUGUGGUUGCAUCGUAGUUGAUUUUAAAGUUUUAUUAUUAUUAUUAUUAUUUUU
Molecule: messenger RNA, 1347 nt
Organism: Gigantopelta aegis
Lineage: Eukaryota; Metazoa; Mollusca; Gastropoda; Neomphalida; Peltospiridae
Exons: 3
Coding region: 74-952 (292 amino acids)
Source: RefSeq, a predicted model, not a curated record